AAGGAGACAUUAAGAAGGCUGUUAAGCCAGCCAAAGAAGCACUGAAGGGGAAGAAAGCGGAGAAGGAGGUGAAGGCUUCGAAGGAGAAGGCUAAGGAGAUCAAGACGAAGGGUAAAGGUAAGAAGAAGGAGGAAGAGGAGGAGGAAAGUGAGACCGAGUCUAGUGACUCUAGCGAUUCGAGCGAUUCGAGCGAUUCGAGUGAUUCUGAGGGUGAGAAAGAUUCUAGUGAUUCUAGUGAUUCUAGCGACUCGUCUGAUUCUAGUGAUUCUAGUGAUUCUGACGACUCUAGCGACUCUGAUAGUUCUGAGAGCUCUGAUUCAGAGUCUGACUCUGAGGAGGAAGAGAAGAAGGAGAAGACAGAGAAGAAGAUAAAAGAAGAAAAGAAGGAAGAAAAGAAGGAAAGUUCUGAUAGUUCUGAUAGUUCUGACAGUUCUGACAGUUCUGACAGUUCUGAUUCCGACAGUUCUGACUCCGACAGUUCUGAUUCUGACAGUUCCGACUCCGAUAGCUCUGAUUCUUCUGAUUCUUCGAGCUCUGAUUCUUCGAGCUCUUCUGACUCUGAGUCCGAGGAAGAGAAGGAGAAAAGUACGGCGAAGAAGAGCUCCAGUAGCGAUAGUGACAGCUCUGAUAGUGACAGCUCUGAUAGCGAAGACUCUGAUAGUGACAGUUCAGACAAUGCCAGCUCUGAGUCUGCAUCUGAUGCCUCAGAGCCUCGCAAGAGAAAGGCUGAAGAAGAGCAAGAGACCCCAACUAAGAAACCUAAGGAGAUGGCCACUCUGUUUGUCGGAAGACUGGCGUGGGCAGUCGACGACCGCAGACUUUUAGAGGAGUUCCAAUCUCUGGACGGAGUUUUGUCUGCCAGAGUGAUGACUGAGCGGGAAACCGGUCGUUCGAGAGGGUACGGAUACGUUGACUUCGAGUCCAAAGAACAGGCACAGAAAGCCCUGGAACAGUUCCAGGGCAAGGAGAUCGAGGGCAGACCAAUUAAUCUUGACAUGUCGACUUCGAAGCCUCAGACACCGUCUCAGAACCAGAAGUUCCAGGACAGAGCCAAGAAGUACGGCGACACUCCGUCGCAGCCUUCUGACACCCUGUUUGUGGGAAAUCUCUCGUUCCAGGCCGACAGAGACACUUUGAAGGAGUUCUUUGAGCAGCACGGUACCGUUUUGGGCAUCAGGAUCCCUACCCACCCUGAGUCCGAGCAGCCUAAGGGAUUCGGAUACGUCCAAUUCAGCACUGUUGACGAGGCCAAGGCGGCUUUGGAGGCCCUGAACGGCGAGUACAUUGCUGGCAGACCUGUGCGUCUGGACUUUAGUGCUCCAAGAGACCCUAACGGAGGUUCUCGUAACGGCACGCCUACCCCUCGAGGUGGCCGUGGAGGAUUUGGCGGCGGACGCGGGGGAGCUCGCGGUGGCUUCGGCAGAGAGCGUUCCAGCGGAAGCGGCUCCAAUUCCAUUCCUGUGGCCUUCAAGGGUAAAAAGAAGACUUUCGACUAAAUUAAUCGAUUGGUGGGAAAUUGUUUUGUACUUUAUAAAAAAUA
Messenger RNA from Ogataea polymorpha, 1540 nucleotides. RefSeq lists its product as uncharacterized. Gene Ontology annotation, molecular function: mRNA binding. Gene Ontology annotation, cellular component: cytosol. The record is from RefSeq and is a predicted model, not a curated record. Bases 768 to 1496 code for a protein of 242 amino acids. NCBI's taxonomy places the organism in Eukaryota, Fungi, Ascomycota, Pichiomycetes, Pichiales, Pichiaceae. The transcript has a single exon.